GCUGCACGCGCAGAAGUAGGUCAUUUGUAGGAGAGGAAGGAUCGCAGAGAGGGAGAAAGAAGGCGAACGCGAACGCGAUUGUUUAAGUUAAACCGUCUCUCGCAACGAAUCCUCGAUUGCGAUCGAUUUAGGGUUCUCAGUUUCGAUCGUCUCCGGCAAGUCCUGAAGGUCUGUUCCUCGGCCCGAUCGAUCGAGCAAGAAGAUGAGCAGCCACGCCGCUCCUCUUACGAGAAGCCUCGCCUCCCGUCGCGCUGCGUUGGCGGCGAAGAAACUCUUUCUGUCCGAGAACGGCAGCACUAAUUCUUCAGCCGCCGCCAACGGGAACACCACCAAGCCGAAUUCUCCUACUCAAGCAUCUGGGGAAAGGACGGUUAAGAAGCUGAGAUUAUCGAAAGCUUUGACUAUUCCGGAGGGCACGACUGUCUCCGACGCGUGUAGGAGGAUGGCGGCGCGUAAGGUCGAUUCCGUGCUUUUGACGGAUGUCACCGGGCUUCUCUCUGGAAUUGUUACCGACAAGGAUAUUGCCAUAAGGGUUAUAGCGGAGGGGUUGAGGCCGCAGCAAACACCUGUGUCUAAGAUUAUGACUAGAAACCCACUUUACGUAAUGUCUGAUACUCUUGCAAUAGAGGCUCUACAGAAAAUGGUUCAAGGAAAAUUUAGGCACCUUCCUGUAGUAGAGAAUGGUGAAGUUAUUGCCAUGCUGGAUAUUACGAGAUGCUUGUAUGAUGCUAUAUCAAAAAUGGAAAAAGCUGCUGAACGAGGUAGUGCUAUUGCUGCUGCAGUUGAGGGAGUUGAACGUCAAUGGGAAAGCAGCUUGUCAGCGCCCUAUGCUUUCAUUGAAACCCUCCGAGAAAGAAUGUUUAAGCCAACUCUUUCAACUUUUGUGACAGAGCAUUCAAAAGUUGUGACGGUGUCUCCCUCAGAUUCUGUAUCUGUUGCAACCAAAAAGAUGCGUGACUUCCGAGUUAACUCUGUGAUUGUAACAACAGGAAGUAGUCUUCAUGGAGUUCUAACCUCAAAGGAUGUGCUUGUGCGAGUAGUUGCUCAAAAUAUUUCACCUGAACUAACUCUUGUAGAAAAGGUGAUGACCUUGAACCCCGAAUGCGCCACCCUUGACACCACAGUUCUUGAUGCAUUGCACAUUAUGCAUGACGGAAAGUUCUUGCAUAUUCCAGUACUAGACAGAGACGGACGAAUUGUUGCUUGUUUGGAUGUUCUGCAGCUAACACAUGCAGCAAUUUCCUUGGUUGAUGGAGGUUCUGAAGCUACCAAUGACAUGGCGAACACAAUGAUGCAAAACUUUUGGGAUUCUGCCCUAGCCUUGGAGCCUGCAGAUCAAGAGUUUGACACUAAUAGUGAAUCAUCAGCAUUGAUGACAUCUGAGCAUGCUGAAACUGGGAAGUACAAGUAUCCUCCUCUUGUUGGAAACACAUUUUCAUUCAAAUUUGAAGAUCAAAACGGGCACAUACAGAGAUUUAAUUGUGGUUUGAAUCUUGUAGACACGGAGAGUUUGGAUGAACUUGUAUCUACUAUAAUGAAGAGGAUAAGGCUUGAUCGUGACAACAAAAUUCAACUUUUGUAUGAAGAUGAUGAAGGCGACAAGGUUCUUCUAACUUCAGAUAGUGAUGUUGUGACAGCUAUCAAUCAUGCCCGAUCAGCAGGAUGGAAGGUUCUAAGGUUGCACAUUGACGACCCAGAAACUAAGAAUGAAGCUACGAAAACAGAUCUUGCAGAAGUCCAAAGAGGUAGAGUAACAACUCUCCAAUGGGGGAUUUUAACUGGGACUGUGGUACUGGCUAGCAUUGGAAUUAUGGUUUACUUGAAACGAUCCAACUCGUGACUCAUUUAAAAAUUAAAAUUUCAGGCUACAUAAAAUAUAUAAAAAAAAAAUAAAGCUCCUGAAUGGCAUUUAUUUGCGCAUGUCAGUUGGAUCAUCAAAGAUCGCUCCAAUUUUGAGCAUACCCUAAUGUAUAAUUUUUAGCCGAGCAAAUAGAGGAAUCGAUGUGAGUGAUAUUGAUCAAGCAAUGAAAUAAGAAAUCUUGUGCAUCAAUUAUUUUCAUGCUUAUUGAUAAGGUGUUUUGGUUUUA
Molecule: messenger RNA, 2087 nt
Organism: Zingiber officinale
Lineage: Eukaryota; Viridiplantae; Streptophyta; Magnoliopsida; Zingiberales; Zingiberaceae
Product: CBS domain-containing protein CBSCBSPB3-like
Exons: 14
Coding region: 203-1840 (545 amino acids)
Molecular function (GO): protein binding
Source: RefSeq, a predicted model, not a curated record